AUGGUAUUAGAAGCUACAGUGUUAGUGAUUGAUAAUUCAGAGUACUCCCGCAAUGGGGACUUCCUUAGGACUAGGUUCGAAGCCCAGAUCGAUUCCGUAGAAUUUAUAUUUCAAGCCAAGAGAAACAGCAAUCCUGAGAAUACAGUGGGACUUAUCUCUGGUGCUGGCGCCAACCCCCGGGUGUUGUCUACGUUCACCGCGGAGUUUGGGAAGAUCCUUGCUGGAUUACACGAUACGCAGAUCGAGGGUAAGCUGCAUAUGGCCACUGCGUUGCAGAUCGCCCAGCUGACCCUGAAGCAUCGUCAGAAUAAGGUCCAACACCAAAGAAUCGUGGCGUUUGUGUGUAGCCCAAUAAGUGACCCUCGAGACGAAUUGAUCAGAUUGGCCAAAACACUGAAAAAGAACAAUGUUGCCGUGGAUAUUAUCAAUUUUGGCGAGAUUGAACAAAAUACAGAGCUGUUAGAUGAGUUUAUUGCCGCAGUGAACAACCCUCAAGAGGAGACUAGUCAUUUACUUACUGUGACGCCUGGCCCCAGACUGCUGUAUGAGAACAUCGCAUCCUCACCCAUAAUUCUCGAAGAAGGUUCCUCCGGUAUGGGCGCCUUUGGUGGGUCUGGCGGUGAUUCCGAUGCCAAUGGCGCAUUUAUGGACUUCGGGGUAGACCCAUCAAUGGACCCUGAACUGGCAAUGGCUUUGCGUCUAUCUAUGGAAGAAGAACAGCAAAGACAAGAAAGACUAAGACAACAGCAACAACAAGACCAACCGGGACAACCUGAACAACCCGAACAACACCAAGACAAAUAG
Messenger RNA from Saccharomyces paradoxus, 804 nucleotides. RefSeq names its product proteasome regulatory particle base subunit RPN10 (gene RPN10). Gene Ontology annotation, molecular function: polyubiquitin modification-dependent protein binding. Gene Ontology annotation, biological process: proteasome-mediated ubiquitin-dependent protein catabolic process. Gene Ontology annotation, cellular component: nucleus; cytosol; proteasome regulatory particle, base subcomplex. NCBI's taxonomy places the organism in Eukaryota, Fungi, Ascomycota, Saccharomycetes, Saccharomycetales, Saccharomycetaceae. The record is from RefSeq and is a predicted model, not a curated record. The coding region runs from base 1 to 804 and encodes 267 amino acids. The transcript has a single exon.